AUGGCUCUGCGGCCGCCAGGCGAGGCCGGCCCCCAGGACAAGGUGUGCUACCCGCCCGAGAGGCUCCAGAGCAGCCCCCCUCGUCUGGCCGCCUACUACACGCCGUACCUGCCCUUUGGCCACUACGGGAACAGCCUCGCCGCUGCGGAGGAGAACUUCCAACCUUUCCGGCAGCUGGAGGCCGCCGUGUCUGCAUCCCAGGCGGUGCCCCCCUUCGCCUUCCGGCCGGCGCCUCCCUUGCUGAGCCCCGGCCUGGCCCUCCAGAGGGAGCCGCUCUACGAUCUGCCCUGGUACAGCAAGCUGCCGCCGUGGUACCCCAUUCCCCACCUCCCCAGGGAGGGGCCGCCCUUUCUGAACAGCAGCCGCGAGUGUACGGGCGCCGCCAGGGAAGGCUUGGGCCACCUUGGUGGCCGCAGCGACAGUGACCAGUGUUGUGGACCUGAAAUUCUAAUUCCACCGCCCCCUGUGGACGCUUCCUUGUUCCCUGAGAGGCUGAAGACCUCCCAGUUAUUAUCUUGCUCCUCCACCAAGCGGUCUGAGGAUGGCCCCAAACUCGGGAGCCAGGAGAAGAAGUCGCCUCGGCCUUACCACUUCACCCAGGAGGACCUGUGCUUAGUUCUGUACGGAGUCAUCCCCAGCCUGGAGCCCUCAGCGCGCCUGCACCAUGCGAUUUCGGGCCUCCUGGUCCCCACAGACAGCUCGGGGUCUGAUUCUCUUCCUCAAAGUCUGGAUAAACACUCCCUUCGUCUACCAGAAGGUCUCUGCCUCAGGCAGACUGUGUUUGGCGAAGUUCCACAUUUUGGUGUGUUCUGCAGUAGCCACAUUGCCAAAGGAGCCAGAUUUGGGCCCUUUCAAGGUAAAGUGGUCAACGCCAGUGAAGUCAAGACCUAUGGAGACAAUUCUCUGAUGUGGGAGAUCUUUGAAGAUGGUCAUUUGAGCCACUUUAUAGAUGGGAAAGGAAGUGCGGGCAACUGGAUGUCCUACGUCAACUGUGCGCGGUUCCCCAAGGAGCAGAACCUGGUGGCAGUGCAAUGCCAAGGGCAGAUCUUCUAUGAGAGCUGCAAGGAGAUCCACCAGAACCAGGAGCUCCUUGUGUGGUAUGGAGACUGCUAUGAAAAGUUCCUGGACAUUCCCGUGAGCCUUCAGGUCACGGAGAAGGGGAAGCAGGCCUCCGAGCCCUCGGAGGAGUCUGCAGAAGGUUACAGAUGUGAAAGAUGUGGAAAAGUAUUUACCUACAAAUAUUACAGAGAUAAGCAUCUCAAGUACACCGCCUGUGUGGACAAGGGUGACAGGAAAUUUCCUUGCUCUCUCUGCAAAAGAUCCUUUGAGAAGCGGGACCGGCUGCGGAUCCAUAUCCUUCAUGUCCAUGAGAAGCACCGGCCUCACAAGUGUUCCACGUGUGGGAAAUGUUUCUCUCAGUCUUCUAGCCUAAACAAGCACAUGAGAGUCCACUCCGGAGACAGACCCUACCACUGUGUGUAUUGUACAAAGAAGUUCACUGCCUCCAGCAUACUCCGCACACACAUCAGGCAGCACUCGGGGGAGAAGCCCUUCAAGUGCAAGUUCUGUGGCAAAUCUUUUGCGUCCCACGCUGCCCAUGACAGCCACGUCCGCCGUUCACACAAGGACGAUGAGGGUUGUUCCUGUAGCGUCUGUGGGAAAACCUUCCCAGAUCAAGAAGGCUGCUACUCCCACAUGAAGUUUCAUGAAGACCACUAG
Equus quagga is the source of this 1719-nucleotide messenger RNA. It is a transcript of the gene PRDM14, whose product is annotated as PR/SET domain 14. Bases 1 to 1719 code for a protein of 572 amino acids. Gene Ontology annotation, molecular function: RNA polymerase II transcription regulatory region sequence-specific DNA binding; protein binding. Gene Ontology annotation, cellular component: nucleus. Gene Ontology annotation, biological process: regulation of transcription by RNA polymerase II. NCBI's taxonomy places the organism in Eukaryota, Metazoa, Chordata, Mammalia, Perissodactyla, Equidae. The transcript has 7 exons. The record is from RefSeq and is a predicted model, not a curated record.